AUGCGCAGGCCGAUCUCGACGUGUAGAGUUGGCUCGACUGUCUGCUUGUUCCCUUCUGCAGCUCGACCUUCACCUGCGUCUUCUUCAGCACUACGCCUGCAGUUUCAAUCACGUUCAUUGGGCACGAGCUCGCCUAUAGAGAUGGAAAAUCCCGAAUUCAACAUAGAGCCCACUGCUGAAGAGUGUGCGGAGGUAGUACGGCGACUCAAUGGCAUUCAACAAGAAGUCACCGAAGUGUCACAACGGCUUGGCCUCAAGCAGGAGCCGCGUCUGGUGGCAGUGAGCAAGACCAAGCCGGCGGCACUGGUGCGCGCAUGCUUUGAAGCUGGACACGUCCACUUCGGAGAGAACUACGUCCAGGAGCUCGUGACGAAGUCUAAGCAGCUCCCCGAAGGCAUCAAGUGGCGGUUUAUCGGCCAUCUGCAAUCCAACAAGUGCAAGCAAGUGCUGAGCGUGCCCAAUCUCGACUGCGUUGAGACUGUCGACAGCGUCAAGCUCGCGACUGCGCUCGACAAGGCUGCCGCUGCCGCCGGACGCACCACCCCGCUCUCCAUCCUGGUCCAGAUCAACACCUCCGGCGAAGAGAGCAAGAGCGGCGCUGAUCCGGAGAAGGUGGUGGACGUGGUGAAGGAGAUCAGGGAGAAGUGCAGCCGUUUGCACUUUGCCGGCCUGAUGACCAUCGGCCGAUUUGACGAGCACCCGGAGCCGGACUUCCGGAAACUCGUUGAGUGCCGAAAGAAAGUGUGCGACGAGCUCGGUCUGCCCGUGGAGCAGGUCGAACUCAGCAUGGGCAUGUCCCACGACUUCAAGAUUGCGAUCGAAGAGGGAAGCACCAACGUAAGAGUCGGCAGCAGCAUCUUUGGCGCUCGCGUCUACCACAAGUAG
Acanthamoeba castellanii str. Neff is the source of this 885-nucleotide messenger RNA. RefSeq lists its product as uncharacterized. The transcript is spliced from 7 exons. Gene Ontology annotation, cellular component: intracellular anatomical structure. Lineage: Eukaryota; Discosea; Longamoebia; Acanthamoebidae. Gene Ontology annotation, molecular function: pyridoxal phosphate binding. The record is from RefSeq and is a predicted model, not a curated record. The coding region runs from base 1 to 885 and encodes 294 amino acids.